GCCACAUUCCUGUCAUUCCAGGUCUGCGCGUGCCAUCAUUUAACACAACAGUCAGCGCGAGCUGCUUGUAUUCGCCUCAGCCAGUUUUAGCUGUUUUGCUAUACUUGUAUUGCUUUUAUUUUGGUGCUUUAAAAGAUAUUACACCAAUAUCCGACUACAUUUAGAUGAAUACGCGAGUUCUGGUUUGGUUUUCUCCCAUUCGCUUCGCGUAACGCAGUGUUUUACCUGGCUUCGGCUGGCUAAGCAGGCUAACUAAUUUAGCUAACGUUAUCUCGCGAGUUAAUCGAUACUCUGCUGCUUUCACUCCGCAAGGAUACGAGGAACACCUCAUGUAUCUUUUUAAAAAGAUUAUGCCAUAUAUCUACACGUGACAAAGAGCUGUGAUCUCGGGUUGGACCUUGUGGAUGUUGUGAAAGGCACAGUGAAGCUGAAGACCAGAUGUUCCUCUGACACAAGCAAAAAUGAUGCCUAUGAUUUUAACGGUGUAUUUGAGUGAUGGGGAGCAGGCGCUGACAGAGGUGCCCAUCACUCCAGAGACGACGUGUCGUGAUGUGGUGGAGUUCUGUAAGGAGCCAGGAGAAAGCGGCUGCCACCUGGCCGAGGUUUGGCAUGGAAAUGAGCGAGCCAUACCCUUUGACCACAUGAUGUAUGAGCACCUGCAGAAAUGGGGCCCCAGAAAGCAGGAGGUGAAGUUCUACCUACGCCACGAAGACUCGCCCACUGAAAGCAGUGAUCAGGGGAGCCAGCAGUCUCAGGAGCAGCCCAGCAGGAGAGGAGGAAGCAGCUCAGACAUGCACAACGAGAACGGGGUGGGAAACCCUCGUGUGGAGCUCACUCUCUCAGAGCUACAGGAGAUGGCCACUCGUCAGCAGCAGCAAAUUGAGGCCCAGCAACAGAUGCUUGUCGCUAAG
Molecule: messenger RNA, 911 nt
Organism: Sinocyclocheilus rhinocerous
Lineage: Eukaryota; Metazoa; Chordata; Actinopteri; Cypriniformes; Cyprinidae
Product: apoptosis-stimulating of p53 protein 1-like
Exons: 6
Biological process (GO): regulation of apoptotic process
Cellular component (GO): nucleus
Molecular function (GO): p53 binding
Source: RefSeq, a predicted model, not a curated record